AUGUCCGGAAAGCGUGAAGAUAUCUUGGCAUCAGCAGUCAAGUUUCUACAAGAUCCCAAGGUUCAAUCUUCUCCUUUAGGGAAGAAGGUGGCCUUUUUGGAGUCCAAGGGUAUGACUUCAGAGGAGAUCGAGGAGGCUAUGCAACGGGCUAAUGGAACAGCUGCAACAACCACUACUGCAGCUCCUUAUGGACCAGGAGGUCAGGUUAUGAUGGCGCCACCACCUUUACCACCAAAAUAUGAUUGGAAAGAUAUGUUUAUUGCUGCUGUUGUUGCAGGAGGAUUCAGCUAUGGUCUAUGGCAAGUUGCAAAGAAAGUCGUUGGUCCCAAGUUGCAAUGGCCUUCCCAAGAAGACCUUGAACUGGACAAGAAAAAGUUGGAUGAACAAUUUGAAGAAAUCGAGAAAAAUUUGACCGAGGUUAAAGAGAGUACGACUGUUGUAGCCAAGAAUGUGGAAGAUCAGACUGCGCACGUGAAGGAAUCUCUUGAGAACAUGUCUGGUGUCUUGGAUGGCAUGAAGACAAACGAUGAGAAGCGUGAGCAGGAGCUUUCAGGACUAAAAUCUGACAUUGAGAAUAUCAAGAGCAUGAUCCCCAAGCUCAUGGAUAAGAAUAAAGAAUCUCAAGCAAACGUAUUAAACGAACUUCAGACAGAGAUCAAGUCUCUCAAGAGCUUGUUGUUGAACCGGCGAGCCCCUGGAGCAAGCCCUGCAGUGCCUGGAUCACCUGUUGCUUCUGCCGGAGCCCCUGGUGCUCCUUGGAGCACUACAUACGGCAAUCCUUCUUCAACUUCUCAGCCUAGCACACCCAGUACCAAGGGCCCAGAGGAGGCUAGUGGAGCCAUGAAUUUCUUGAACUCAAAAGCUUCCAUCCCAGCAUGGCAAUUGGCAGCUCAAAAAUCUACUGUACCAGCAACAUCUUCAACUGCUGAGGCGAGCAAUUCUUCAUCUGCAGCUGUUGAGGGAUCAGAGACAACAACUUCUGCUUAAAAAAUAAAAAAACAAUGAAAUAAUGUAGACAUUUUCAUCCAGAU
Lobosporangium transversale is the source of this 1031-nucleotide messenger RNA. Its product is annotated as peroxisomal membrane anchor protein conserved region-domain-containing protein. Gene Ontology annotation, cellular component: peroxisomal importomer complex; peroxisomal membrane. NCBI's taxonomy places the organism in Eukaryota, Fungi, Mortierellomycota, Mortierellomycetes, Mortierellales, Mortierellaceae. The record is from RefSeq and is a predicted model, not a curated record. The coding region runs from base 1 to 987 and encodes 328 amino acids. The transcript is spliced from 4 exons. Gene Ontology annotation, molecular function: signaling receptor binding. Gene Ontology annotation, biological process: protein import into peroxisome matrix, docking.